This is a messenger RNA of Pedinophyceae sp. YPF-701, 507 nucleotides long. The record is from the annotation of a GenBank genome assembly. NCBI's taxonomy places the organism in Eukaryota, Viridiplantae, Chlorophyta, Pedinophyceae.
AUGGACCGCGCCGUGGCGCACCUCGGCAACGAGUUCUCCGUGCUGGUGUCCGGGCGACCGUCGCCAGGCAUGCUGCAGAGCGUCGUCGUCGAAGCUUACGGUGGCAAAAUGGAGCUGCGGUCAGUCAGCAACAUCGGCCUGAAGCAGCGGACCCUGGUGGUCACGCCACACGAUGCCGCACUGUCUGAUGCCAUUGAGAGGGCUAUCAACGACAGCAACCUCGACCUGGUCGCGUCGAAGCAGCAGAGUGGCGAGGUCUACGUGCCCGUGCCGCAGCGAACCCCGGAGCAUGUGCAGAACCUCAUCAAGAUCGCGAAGUCAAAGGCCGAGCACCACAAGCAGACCGUUCGCGCGGUGCGGAAGAAGGGCAUGGGGAUGUGCAAACCAAUCGCUUCGAAAGAUGUGCGAAAGGUCGAGGAGACACGCGUACAAGAGCUGUGCGACGAGUUCACCCGAAAGAUUGACGGCAUGCUGACAGGCAAAGUCAAGGACAUCGAGGCGGUGUGA